UCUUGAUUUAAGUUUAUAUCGCUUUUCUAUCCACUGGACAGGGUUUCAACUCUGUACAUAUCCACCCUGGCCUCCCUUCCAUUCCGUUUUAAAGGGUCCGGCGGUGCCAAUAUGGCGCCUAUCACCCAGCACCACCAUCGCUCCACCACCAAGAGCGCCAACAAAUCCUACAAACCCCGCCAUGCCUCCAAGGGAACCCUGAAGGACAGGGAGAAGGGCAAAGUCGAGAGAUCCGAGCGGGGCACGCGCAAAACCCCCCACCAACAGCUCAUGUCGAAACUCGAUCGUCGCAACCAGGCCCGCCAGAGACAGCAGGUGAAGCAUCAGGAGAAGGCUCAGACGGUCAGCGUCUUUGCCGGUCAACAUGGAGCCCCCCGCCAUGUCGCCAUCGUUCCCCUCACCCCCGAUAUCGAUAUCCCCGCCGUCGUGCGCUCGUUGAACGAGAGUGUCGACGCCUCGAGCGAUAUGUCCGAUGACUCCGUCUCCCGCGUGCACAUUGCUCGCUUUCGCCAGAGCUUGCAGUACAUCCCCGCCAAGUAUGACCUCAUGAAUGCGCUGGAUGUGUGCCGCAUGGCCGACUUCGUGGUGUUUGUGCUCUCCGCCGAGGAGGAGGUUGACGAAGAGGGCGAGAUGCUGUUGAGGUCGGUUGAGGGUCAGGGUAUCUCCAACGUGGUUGCGCUUGUGCAGGGCCUUGAUAAGAUCAACCCCGCCAAGAAACGCCCACAGGUGGCCGGGUCGCUGAAGUCGUUCAUGAACCACUUCUUCCCCGCCGUCGACAAGGUUCUUUCCACCGACUCCCGACAGGAGUGCUCCAACGCCAUCCGGUCUCUUUGCACUGCGACGCCGAAAGGAAUCCACUGGCGCGACGACCGCAGCUGGAUGCUGAUCGAGAAUGUUCAGUGGCCCGAGGCUACUUCCGAAGUGGUGGAUGACGUUGUCGUGACGGGUGUGGUCCGUGGGAAGGGUUUGAAAGCAGACCGUCUGGUGCAUAUUCCCGGCUGGGGCGACUUCCAAGUCGACUCUAUCACAGCCGCGCCCUUGCCCUCUGCGCGGGCUAAGCGCGGCGACACCAUGAAUGUCGACGAGACCGAGUCGACGCAAGUCCUUGAUGUGCCCACCGACGACCGCGAUGACCUGGCCACUGUGGCACCGGAGGAGAUCGAGAUGGAAGAUGACACCAUGGAAGUUCCCGAGGCUGAGCGGAAAGGCGUACUCCUGGACGACCACCACUACUUCUCUGACGAUGAUGCCCAUAUCCCCGCAAAGCCCAAGAAAUUGCCUCGGGGUACAUCCGACUACCAAGCCGCCUGGUACCUCGAAGACGUAUCUGACUCGGGCUCCGACGUCUCCGACAUGGACGAGGAUCAAGAGAUGGACAUGGACACCGCCGGCGCCCCCGAAGAUGGCGUGUUCCCCGAUGCCGGCGACGCCAUGACCGAGGCUGGAGGCACCGAAUACCCCCAAUCCGAGAUGUUCCAGGACCGGUCCCCGGAGGACGAAGCCGACCAGCUGGAGGAGUACCGCGCGAGCCGCCGCCAAGAGGCAGACGAGGAUCGCGAGUUCCCCGAUGAAAUCGAACUGCACCCGAACGUGCUCGCGCGCGAGCGACUGGCCCGCUUCCGCGGCCUGAAGAGCCUCAAGACCAGCGUCUGGGAGACGUCAGAAGACCGUCCCUACGAGCCCGAAGACUGGCGCCGACUCCUCCAAGUCGGCGACUACAAGGGCAUCAGGAACCGCACCCUCCGCGAAGCCCUCAUCGGCGGCGUGAACCCCGGCAACCGCGUCGACGUCCACCUGCGCGCCGUCCCCGCAACCCUGCGCAGCCGGCCGCAGCCCCUCUCCCUCUUCUCGCUGCUCCGCCACGAGCACAAGCACACCGCCGUCAACGUGAACAUGCACCUCAGCGCGAGCUACGAGGAGCCCCUCAAAUCCAAGGAGGAGCUCAUCGUGCAAGUCGGCCCCCGCCGCCUCGUCGUCAAACCCGUCUUCUCCUCCGCCGACAACACCCCCAACAAUGUGCACAAGUUCGACCGCUUCCUGCACCCAGGCCGCAGCGCCCUCGCCACGUGGAUCGGCCCCGUAACAUGGGGCGCCGUCCCGGUUCUCGUCUUCAAGAACCAGCGCGUCCAGGACCCCGAGGUCCUCGACGACGCCGCCGCCGACAACGGCCCCUCGCGCCUCGAGCUCAUCGCCACCGGCACGGUCGUCGCGCCGGACCCGUCCCGCGUCGUCGCCAAGCGCUCCAUCCUCACGGGCCACCCCUUCAAGAUCCACAAGCGCGUCGUCACCGUCCGCUACAUGUUCUUCAACGCCGAGGACAUCGCCUGGUUCAAGGCCCUGCAGCUGUGGACUAAGCGCGGUCGCAGCGGCUACAUCAAGGAGAGUCUGGGUACCCAUGGUUACUUCAAGGCUACCUUUGACAGCAAGAUCAACCCGCACGACUCUGUCGGCAUCAGUCUUUAUAAGCGCGUGUUUCCGCGUAAGGCGCUGGCUUUGGAAGACGUUGCUGCUUCGGCCUAAGCUGAGAGGAUUUCGGAUAGGAACGUAUGGAUGAAUGGAUGGAUGGAUGGAUGGAUGAUGGAAAGGGUUGGACGGAUAUGAUACCACCAAAUUAAACCGCUGCAUGAAUUGAUGAGUCUAACGUCUGAAAGAGACGAUGUCUGUCUGAGAAUGGAGCGGACGUCGUUUCAAAAAAGUGAGGAAAAAAAGCACGAGCAUCUU
Aspergillus candidus is the source of this 2721-nucleotide messenger RNA. Its product is annotated as small subunit rRNA maturation protein TSR1. Gene Ontology annotation, molecular function: U3 snoRNA binding; GTP binding; GTPase activity. Gene Ontology annotation, cellular component: preribosome, small subunit precursor; nucleus. The coding region runs from base 112 to 2520 and encodes 802 amino acids. Gene Ontology annotation, biological process: ribosome biogenesis; endonucleolytic cleavage of tricistronic rRNA transcript (SSU-rRNA, 5.8S rRNA, LSU-rRNA); maturation of SSU-rRNA from tricistronic rRNA transcript (SSU-rRNA, 5.8S rRNA, LSU-rRNA). The transcript is spliced from 3 exons. NCBI's taxonomy places the organism in Eukaryota, Fungi, Ascomycota, Eurotiomycetes, Eurotiales, Aspergillaceae. The record is from RefSeq and is a predicted model, not a curated record.